Xenopus laevis (African clawed frog) is the source of this 11040-nucleotide messenger RNA. It is a transcript of the gene nfat5.S, whose product is annotated as nuclear factor of activated T cells 5 S homeolog. Gene Ontology annotation, biological process: regulation of transcription by RNA polymerase II; calcineurin-NFAT signaling cascade; regulation of DNA-templated transcription. Gene Ontology annotation, molecular function: DNA-binding transcription factor activity; RNA polymerase II cis-regulatory region sequence-specific DNA binding; DNA binding. The transcript has 13 exons. Gene Ontology annotation, cellular component: transcription regulator complex; nucleus; cytoplasm. The coding region runs from base 2298 to 6377 and encodes 1359 amino acids. The record is from RefSeq and is a predicted model, not a curated record. Lineage: Eukaryota; Metazoa; Chordata; Amphibia; Anura; Pipidae.
UUUUUUUUUCCUUUUUGAGAUGUAAAUAGUAAAUUGACAUUUUAUAAUUAAAUACACUGAAAAAGAGACAAUGAAAGACAUAGUAACCUGAAUUUAGCAUGAAGCUUGGAGCUCAGAUUUGCAGCCACUUAAAUUGCACAUGGAGAUUCAUUUAAUCUGUACACACACGCAACAGCACACAACUUUUAUUGGUGAACGGUACAGGUUUAAAAUGAAGAAAUAUUGUUAGCUGAAUACUAUGGAGCCGCAAACCCUGCCCCAUAACUUUUAGAUUUGGAUCCUGUUGGUCAGAUGUAAUACUUAAGAAAGGAUUCUUUCGUUGGCUAUUGUUCCAUCAUCAUUACAAAAAAAAAGUAAUUUUUUAUUGCUUUAUACCAUAUGCCCAAAAUGCAUUGAAUCUGGAUUACACAAAUGAUAAAUAAUAUAAUUUGUAAUCACAAAUUAUAAAAAAAAAGGACAAUGUAGAUGUUAUAUAUACGAUUUAAAUAAAAAUCACUUUAAGAUAUAUAAAACACAGGAAUAUAUUACCCUCCAUUACUGAUUUGUGUCAUCUUUAUAUUAUUAGGCUGCUUUAGAGAGCACCAGUGAUGCAUGCUAGAUAACAUGAGAUAUAUUUGAAGGCCUCUUACUGUUCGUUAUGAAUAUAAUCUAGUUUUGCCAUAGCCUAGUCUUUUCACACAGUCCUAUCCAUGCAUUGAGUAUAUUUUGUGUAGAUUGUAAUUGUAAUUGUUAAAGUGACAGCAGUCUGUGGCACACUGGUGUGAUUAAAGGAAUAAAAAAAAAAGGCUGGUCUUAAAGUGGCUGCAAUUCUGCUAAAAGAUAAUAAAUAUAUAUUUAUAUAUUAUUGAGGCUAUAUACAAUUAAGCAUUUUAUUAAUGCAUGAUUAAUAAAAACAAAGCAAACUAUACACAAGAUAUAAUUUUCUUUACAUGUGAAUGCUUUUGAAAGUCACUAAAUACUUUGAUUUCAGCUGCUAAAUUUUGCAGAAUGCACAUCCCUGUGUAAAAUGGAACUGAUAGGUUUGGGGUUUUAAUUUGCAGCAAUUAUGUUAUUUCACACUCUCUGUGCAUGAAAAAAACGGCACUAUUAAUUUCUGUGACUCCACACUUUCCUUGUCAUCCAAUUCACACAGCAUAUAGAUUAUAUAUCUCACAUAUAUUGUAAGAAUCUAAUUAGCUUUUUCUGUGAUAAAAAAAGAGCAGAUGUGAGUACUAGUAACUACUGACUUUUACUGCUAUAAUGUCUAUGAUUGGAAUGCUUAAUCUAUAUGCUAAUGGCAUGUACAAGCUCAGCCCCUCACAUGUCAGCAGUGGUACCAUACAUGAUAUUGUGAAUGGACCUCUUUUAUAUCUUGCUGCGCUCGCCAAUCUAGCAAACCAGGACAAUCAUGUAGUAAGACUUAUCUGGUCGACUAACAAUCACAAUCUGGAGAAGAGAGCUUAUAUUAUAUGUUUAUAUUUUCUGCCAGUUUUUCUUUUAGAUGACCUUGAAAGAAACCCUAAGGCAUUUUACCUCCAAGAUUUUCCCUACAACUGGUCAUGGUAAAAUGCAGCGAUGACAGAUGUUUAUAAAGAACUCAGGGAAAAUCUUGGGCAAUGUUGUGGCCUGUACCAAAAGAGUUUCUAUUAUCCAUGAGCUUUCUGUGGGUUGAUUGCCAGGAUUUCAUUGCGUUAGAGAAGACUGCAACUAUAGAACAUGUUCCACCUUAUCUAUAUACACAACAGAGUAAGAAAAAACUUUUAGAUAUUUAGGAAAAAAAAUUAAAUUUUAGAAAUGUCAAUGUAUUCUAGCCAUUGGCAUGUCUUGGCUAUAGAUUGUUCCUUGGAGUACAACCACAGGCUUCAUUUAGAUGGUCUCCUUAAUAAUAUUUUCCUUAUGAGCUAUUCUGUGCAUCAGCUUUUGACAAAAUCUAGUUGUGCUCACCUUCAACAGUAAACAAUCUAAUGCAACAAACUGCUAUAUAUGUGGGAAAAGCUAGCUUCUACAAACACAUAUAUCAACAGGAAAUACAAUAUAGAGUCAUCACAAGGUGGUCAGCAAGAACCCACCAUAAAGGAACCAAUCCUCCGUUCUUUUCUCCCAGAUUUGUCCCCAUGAUUUGCUUAUCAGUUCCAUUUUGCUAACCAAUGAGUUUGUUAUAUACAUUUUUUUGAUAUCUGGAAUGAUUAGCAGCUGUUUUCUCAUUUAUUUUCUCAUAUUUUUAUUCCAGGAUUUGCCUCUGAAGCAGGGAGUGUCUGCAUUAAAAAUGACCUGUAGUUCUCUGCUUCAUAGAUGCCUCAUCUGCCUCCUCUUCCUCAAUGGGCGGUGCUUGCAGCUCCUUUACCACCACUUCCAGCCCUUCUAUUCACUCUACCUCACUCACCGAUACCAAAACUAUGCAAUCGGAGAGUUGCUCCUCUGCUCUGGGGGUAAGUAAACCAGGGGUAAGUGAACAGCUCUUAGCCAGUAAUGCAGGCCUGCAACAGUCUGAGCCACUAAGAUGGGCAGUCCUAAACAUUUCGCCACCACCCGAAGAUUUGCUCGAUAACAGUCAGAUGUCCUGCCAAGAUGAAGGGGAUGGACUGGAGUCGGAGCAGAGUUGCAGUAUGUGGAUGGAAGAUUCCACAUCCAAUUUUAGCAACACGAGUACCCAUUCUUACAAUGAUAACACAGAGGUGCCUCGUAAGUCACGGAAACGAAACCCGAAGCAAAGGCCUGGAGCCAAACGGCAGGGUUCCAACAUGGAUGUUUUUGAUGCUGAUAGCGCCAAAGCUCCCCAUUAUGUGCUUUCCCAGCUCAACUCGGACAGCAAAGGCCAUACUGGAAAUGGAGCCACAGAGAUUCCAAAGGGAGGAAAAAAGAACCUGGUGUUGUGUGAGCAGUAUCCAGCUAAAGCUGAGGGAAAAGAACUGAAAAUAGUUGUACAACCAGAAACCCAGCACCGCGCCAGGUAUCUAACAGAGGGAAGUCGGGGCUCUGUGAAAGAUCGGACACAACAGGGCUUUCCUACUAUAAAGCUGGAAGGUCAUAAUGAGCCUGUGGUUCUUCAAGUGUUUGUUGGUAAUGAUUCUGGCAGAGUGAAGCCGCAUGGAUUCUACCAAGCUUGUAGGGUUACUGGGAGAAACACCACGCCCUGCAAAGAAGUGGACAUAGAGGGCUCAACAGUUAUUGAGGUUGUGUUUGACCAGAGCAACAUGACACUAGCGGUUGAUUGUGUUGGGAUCCUGAAGCUUCGGAAUGCAGAUGUAGAAACACGGAUAGGGGUUGCAGGUUCUAAGAAAAAGAGCACUCGUGCCAGACUUGUGUUUCGAGUAAACAUCACUCGCUCAGAUGGCUCUGUUUUAACUCUUCAAACACUCUCUUCACCUAUUCUUUGUACCCAGCCUGCUGGUGUCCCUGAAAUCCUAAAGAAGAGUUUACAUAGUUGCUCAGUGAAAGGGGAUGAGGAGGUUUUUCUGAUUGGCAAAAACUUUCUGAAAGGAGCAAAAGUUGUAUUCCAAGAGAAUAUUGCAGAUGACAAUUCAUGGAAAGCUGAAGCUGAAAUUGACAUGGAGUUAUUCCACCAGAAUCACCUUAUAGUGAAGGUUCCUCCUUUCCACGAUGAGCACAUUACUUCCCCUGUUUCAGUAGUUAUGUUUGUUGUGACAAAUGCAGGACGUUCUCAUGAAGUUCAGCCUUUCACAUACACUCCAGAUCAAUCCAUUCCAGUAAAUGUUCUUAUAAAGAAAGAGAUCAGCCCAACACAGUCCUGCACUUUUGAAGACACUAUGAAAGCAACAGCACCAUCUGCCUGCAACACUGAUCAAGUGAGUUUGCUUCCAAGUACUCUCGGUUUCCCUCUUAAAUCAAGUGGUUUAAUUAAAAAUGAAGACAGUGCUCCUAUGGAGAUGACAGCUGAUCAGAGAUCCUCCCCUCUGUACAAAACAGCAACUAUACAAGAAAAAUCAUCAAAUGCUAGACCUUUUUCACCCACUGUAUCCCAUCUUCCUGCUGAUGGGAAUCAACAAGCAUCAAUUCAAGUGCAGUCAUUCAGCACAGAACCUCUGUCCACCAUCCAGACCCAAGACCUUGCACAGCCUGACAGUUUUCAGUCCGUGACCUCUUCGAGCCAGUGCCAGACUAAUGAUUCCAUAAUGCAGCCGACUGGACAAUUUCAGACCAUGGAUAGCCAACCCAGUGACACAAUGCAGCCAGACAACGCCAUUGUCACACUUUCACAAAUGGCUGAAGUCACUCCACAAGCUCAGCAAUCCACAAUGCAAGAGCAAGCACAGACAUUAGAACAACAAAUCACUACAGGCUUUUUCACCUCUACAAGUAGCGUAAACCAAUUACAAAGUGCGAUGAACCAGCUACAGUCUGGUAACUUUCAGUCCAGUGUGAGUGGUGGUAAUACAAAUGCAGAUUUGGUCCAGCAGGUUCUGGACUCACAGCAGUUAUCUUGUGUACUUUUUCCUGGACAAGGUACAAAUGAAAGCAAGCAGGCCCCAGUUGGACAAGUUCAGGAGCGGAUAAGUGCCGACAUAUUCCAACCAGUUGCUUCAAUACAAAGCAGUGCAAAUUCUGGGCUGUUUUCCUCCUCUGAAUCUGUGCAUUCCAGAUCAGAAAAUAUGCUUUUGGGAAGAACCGACAGCCUUCUCCAACAGGCUGAAAAUUCUUUGUCUAAUCAACAACAACCCAUGGAGACCACAGCAGCCCUAGUCAUAGAGAUGCAGCAAAGUAUUCUUCCUUCUGAUAGUACAAUUCAAUCUGACCUUUUCCAGACGCAAAACUCUGGAACAGCAAACAUUCACUCACCUGUCUAUCAGCAUCAGCAAGGUUCUCACUUACUCCCUGGACUGUCCACUAACGAAGAGAUGCCAAUGCAGUGUGAUAUGUUUGCUACUGCAGCGGUUUCUGGAAGUGAAAGCAGUGCAAGCCAGCAGCAGGUAUCUACAUCUGGUGCAACUAUGUACCAGCCUUCUAGCUCUACAGAUAAUGAUAAUGCUUCAGCACAAGCAGAACACAUGCAAAGGAAUGUGUUUCAGUCUAUGGUCCAGAUGCAACACAGUGGAGAAGCCCAGAAUCAAGUCACUCUUUUUUCACCAGAUGAAGACAUGCUUGGAGUUCAGCACGGCAGUGGGCUUUUCCCCCCUGAAGAGUUAAUGAGUAACUUCAUGCAACAAUCCCCUCACUCACACACUACAAUUUAUCACUCACAGAACACAAUCGAGGAGAGACAUAGUAUAAACCAGGAAACUCAGGGCUCUCUAUUCCAUUCUACAAGCACUAUGGCGCAGCAUCAGAACACUGUAUCUCAAGAUCAAAUGCAGUCUCCACUUUUCCAUUCACAGAACCAAUUGUCUGUCACCGCAGAACAGAAUUCUUCUAACCUAUUCCUAUCCCAAAGCACUAUGAGCUCACUGCAGAGCAAUCCAGUGUCUCAAGAGAAGCAGCUCUCCUUUUUCACAAGUCAAAAUUCACUUCCUCAGCUACAACCUGCUACAACCUCAGAACAGCAAGCUGCCUUUCAACAGCAAGCCCAACUGUCUCACAUGCAAAACGCAAUAAUCUCCCAAGAACAGCAGCAGCAAGCUUCACAGAGUAUAUACCAGCCACAGAACCAACCAACAUCAAUUUUCCAGGCAACUCACUCAAUGGUUGGAAUUCAGAGUAGUCCAUCUUCUCAUGAGCAGAGACAAAACAUACUAUUCACCACACACAAUUCCCUAUCUAACAUGGGAUCCCCAGAGCAGCAGCAAAGCCUCCUUUUUAAUACUGGACAGGAACCAAUGUCCACCCAAGAACAGCAGAAUCAAGCUCUAUUUCAUUCCCAGAACAUGGAAUUCCAGUCCCAAAGCUCUGUUUCCACUCAGCACGAACAGCAACAGCAGUCUCCAAUGUUCCAUAAUUCUCCACAACUUCAGCUUGUUCAGGCCUCCCCAACCUCUCCAGAGCAACAUGUUAGGUUGUUUAUGUCCCCGGUUUCAAUGUCAGCCUUGCAGAGCAGCAUGGACCAGCAAGACCUGCAGCAAGCCAGUAUAUACUCACAGUCUAUCCAGGGCAGUACACCGCCUCCUCCUCAGCAGUCGAAUAUAUACCACAACUCCACAGGUGGAGCAAUGGGUCAAAUUCAGGGUCAGCCAACAUCAUCCUCACAGGCAUCAGGAAUGUUUUUGUUUGGGAUUCAAAGCAAUUGCGAUCAGCUUAUCUCCCAGGCUGCUGGUUCCAUAUCUGAGCAGAUACUGGCUAUGGCACAAUCUGGUCAAUCUCAAGGAGAUGCCCAAUCCAUAACAACAAUUCUAUCCCAACAAAUGACAGAUAAUCAAUCAAUGACCUCUGAACAGAGCAUGGAGAAGAUCAGCGAUUUGUUUGAAUCUUUGCAGAACCAGGGGACCAGUUUGCCUAGCUCUUUCUAACCAGUAAAGCAGAAACUAUGAGACAGUUGCCAGAUUUACAAAGAAAAACUGGAUUAUUCUGUACAGCUACUAUGGUCCAAACAGAAUUGGUUUGUAGUGUCACCUGUUUGUGUCCUUUAGUAUUUUCUGACCAAGGCUAUAAAGCCAAUAAAUUGUCAUACUCCAGAAAGCAAUAGCCGUGAGAGGCCUGGUUUGUGGUAGCUGCUGUUUUUUUGUCGGCUUCCAAUCCUGGAAUUCUGCAGUCAUUGCUUUCUACAUCUGCACCUGUUGUAAUGUUUACCAUUGUGUUUGUUCAUUGUUCACCUAUGUCCGUGUGUAAAGUAGGUUUCUGUGUAAAUAUGUAUGUACAUAAUAUUCUAAAAUAUAUUUUUUUCUAUGAACUUUCCCUCAAGCAAAAACUAUUUUGCCCAUUUAAGAAGCUGUGAUCGUUAAAAGCAUGUCACACUAUGUUUGUCACAUGUAGCGCUCAGUGUUAUACAUAUGCGGCACUCGUGUAGUUGUCACUGCUGCUGAGUUAGCAUUGCACAUGGGUCAGUGAAGUGUUUGUUAAGUAAAGCAGGUCUGGAUCCAAGGCAGCUGAUCCCAAGCCCAGGUCUGGCUCUGGAAGUCUCCUCUGUUUCUUCUAAUCCUGUGUUUGUCUUCAAUAUGCACCUUUAGUCUAAGCAAGGUGCUGCAGGCUGCUCCAGCUGGAACAUAUUCCUUACCCUGUUCAUGUCUCUUAUAUAAAUGAUUUCACUGUCUGUCCCCCUUCUUUUUACAUGGGAUGGGAGGGUGGUUGUAAGCUCCUCCAUGUCACACAACUAAUGCUGCACUUUGGGUUUUAAGAAUAAGAAUAAGAAUAUAUAUAUAUAUAUAUAUAUAUAUAUAUAUAUAUAUAUAUAUAUAUAUAUAUAUAUAUAUAUAUAUAUAUAUAUAUAUAUAUAUAUAUAUAUAUAAAAGAAUAUUUUGUUCCUGAGCCAUGUAGAUAUGAAUUAUUGUUACCUUUCCUGUUUCCUUUUUUCUGUCUUUUCAUUAAUAGCUCCUCAAAGGAGACUUUUAAAGGUUUCAGUUGUGCGGGUUUUUGCAGACAUCAUGAAGGGAACUGUCUCAGAGAGAUCCGUUCCAUGUAAAUUAAUUUUGAAUACAGUUUUAGGGUCGUUCUAAACUUUUGGAUGGUUUUUAAUCGAAUGCGUUUCAUUUUAUGGAAAGCUAUAUUUUGUAUUUCGCAACUGGCAAUUGCUAGAUGUACUGAUAACGUGCAUUAGCAGAAUUCUAUAUAAAUAUGCAUAUUAAAAGUUUAUAUAAAUACUAUAUUCUAUUAUAUAUUAUUUUGCACAAUGUGGCAGAUUUUGUAAGUUUUUGUGUCUGUGGCUCCUCGUAUUUGAUGUAAGGUGAGAACUGGAUAUGUGCUGCUCCACUGGGGGGGGGGGUUUGGUAGAGCGAGGUUUGUUUGCAGUCCAGAUACAAUUAUUUUUUUAUACCAGUCAGUCUACUGUGUUCUGUCUUUUUGUACUUUAGUGUUGUACAAGCACAACCAGUGGCUGGGUCAGCUGAUAUUACCUAUAUAGCAUUCAUUAUUGAAUUGUGGGUGCAACACCGUUCAGUCUGGUGCCAGUAUCAUAGAAAGGAAGUUGACUGCUGGGCACAUUAAUCUAAAUACAUCUUUUAUUGUAACAAACCUCUCUAGAACUCCAGUAUUACAAUAUGGCUGAACCAUAUUGCCCUUGAGAAAGGGAUUUGCCUGAAACGUGUAGUAACAUACCAAUACAUACUAAUUGCAGCAAAGAUCUGCAAUGUCAGGUGUCCUCCAUUUUUCAAGAUGUUGCAUAUUUUUUUUGGUCUGCCAGAGUACCAGAAGUUGUUCUUCCAUUAGGCCCAGGCUCUAGUGGAAAAAGCCUAUAUAACCUCUAGCAUUAGCUCUGCCGUAUACUAUAUGGCACUGUCUCCAUUUGGUUGUAAUUAGGGUGGAUCCCUGAUGUCAGGUUCUCUGGUUAGCACUAUGUCAACACUGAGAAUAUCCCGAGGUUUCAUUUGUCCCAGUUUAAAUUGUUAGUUGGGCCCAGGAUUCCAAUGUAUAGGUGUUUCUUUGUAUCAUCUCCUGUGUCAUGGAUUCUCUUGGAUGCAAUUCAGCGAUUUGCCACACUGUCUUAUGCUAUGUUACUAUUUAUUAGCCUUUAUUUAUAUAUCACCAACAAUUUGUGCAGUACUGUAAAGAAAUUAUACAUCACUGACACCAGCUCCUGCACCACAUGAGCAUACAAUCUAAGCUCCCUAUCACACAACACACACACACAUAUACUAAUGUAACCAGGCAGUUGUGUGCCUUCUCAGCCUUCCAAAUACAGAUAGACAUUUUCCCUUCCUUUGGUAGAGCAAUUCCAAAUCCCUACACAAACAGUAAGCUGAAUAAAGUUCUGGUCUUCACUAACACUAAAGCAGGAAUUCAUUAACUAUAUCAACUUUUUUGCUGUUUAGUGGGAGCCAUUGUUAUGUGUGCUGGUUUCCAGGUUGGGCACAUGUUUUUACUUUGUUUUGGUUAUUAGAGGUUCCUAUGCUGCUCUAUUAUUAUUAUUAUUAUAAGUGUGAUAACCCUUGCGUACAAAUAACAUUGCUCUUCUUUGUUUAACUGAGAGUAAUCUGCAGUGAUGGAACUACAUAAUAGUGGUGUAACUAAAGGUUAUUUUGCCCCAUGGAAAUAUUUUUGUUAGUGUAUGAUCACACUACAUCACCAAACAUUCAUAUGGCCAGAAAGGCACAAAUGUGAAAAAAGAAGAAUAACAUGUAUGCGUGUAUAUAGGUAUGUAUCUUUUUAUAUAAAUGCAAAAAAAAAAAAAUGUUGAUAUGCCAUUACACAUUAAGGCCAAGAAAAGUACAAUGGGCAAUUGACCAGGAGCUGUAGACUUUAUCAAAUUGUGUUGAAAGGAAAAGGGGGGUGGUUUGAGGCCUAAUCUGUCUUAUUCAGGAUUGUCAGCUGUUCGUUCUACCCAAGGUACACUCAUACGUUAAGCACUUCUUAGGGAGAGAACUUGGGUGAUGAGAUUUUUUAAAAGGUUAACCUUUAUCAAGGUCAAGACGUCAGAUAAUAGUGUGAUUGUUCAGCUUUUGUCCAGUUCUCAGGCUUAAAGAAUUUGCCUUAGUCAUCUGCAUCGUAUGUACCCUCAGCUGGCUCCUAUAAAUAUCCUGGGGUUGACUGGUUUCUUCUACUUGUAUAGUACAGUUGUACAGUUCCCUGGUAGUGAACACGGCAUCUCUUGUUUCAGAGAACAUCCUCUGUUAUCCCACAGCAUCACAACAAGGGCAACUAGCGCGGGACCAAGGUUUAAUUCUAUCACUUCAGUAUUAAACAACGCACAUAUUUUUGUAUUCUAUGGAUUAUCCAAUUUGUUUCAUAGAAAAAGACCAGUUACCACCUUACAAUUGUCUGGCAACCCUGUUUCACACAGCAUGGAGGAAUGGAGGCUUGGGUAUUGGUCACUAUAACAAAGAAGAUGUUUUAUCUCUUAAUCCACUGAAUGUGCAUUUAGGGAUUUUUAAAUUAUAAUUGCAUUAGACGUAGAUAAUACAGAUAACACUGUGUAUCCAUGUUCCAGUUAUCCGCAGCACCCAUUGCAGCAGAGCAGGGAGCCUCCAGCACUCAAAUGGUUAAACCAGUAAGCUCUUUUUGGAAAUAGUAUUUGUAUCAUAUAAAGUGCGUUUUUUUGCAGUUAGGGUCACAACCUUGCCAGGCAAAAGACAACUGAACAUCCACAUAUCUCUGACACUUCUCAAGCUGCUAAAUAGACUUUUCCAGGAUAACGCUGAGAAGCAGAAAGUGACCCCCAGCUCUUGCCCUCGAGCCUAGCCUACCUGACCACCAUUUGCUUUGUGACAAGACUACAUUUGCUUCGAGCCUAGACUACCCGACCGGCAUUUGCUUCGAGCCUAGACUAUCUGACCGGCAUUUGCUUCGAGCCUAGACUAUCUGACCGGCAUUUGCUUCGAGCCUAGACUAUCUGACCGGCAUUUGCUUCGAGCCUAGACUACCUGACCGGCAUUUGCUUCGAGCCUAGACUACCUGACCGGCAUUUGCUUCGAGCCUUGACUACCUGACCGGCAUUUGCUUCGAGGCCUAGACUACCUGACCGGCAUUUGCUUCGAGCCUAGACUAUCUGACCGGCAUUUGCUUCGAGCCUAGACUAUCUGACCGGCAUUUGCUUUGAGCCUUGACUACCUGACUGGCAUUUGCUUCGAGGCCUAGACUACCUGACCGGCAUUUGCUUCGAGCCUAGACUACCUGACUGGCAUUUGCUUGCUCCAUCACCAAAGUCAUAUAGUGAGGCUUCAUAUUUAUCCCCAGCCAGAAACAUACUGUACAAACAAGGGACGACAGAGCUCUAGACUUUGUAUGAAGGAAUCCCCAGCAGGACUGUACAAUACCAGUACAAUACCAGUAUCCCAGCCUCUUUCCAUCCCUGUUUUGUCUGAGUUGUGCAGUGCGCGGCUUUGUUACAGGGGCUCCGAUGGCUUUUAUACCAGCUACUCAGUGUGUUCUGUUAGGACAGAAAUGUUAUUGUUUUUAGCAUUCUUGUAAUAAUGUGUUAAAUAUUAAACAAAAGAUAUUUUGCUUCUAUUGGGACAUUUGUAUACUCUUUGCUAUUAUAUUUCUGUAUAGAGCUGAAAUCGAUAAUAAAACUUUCAAAGUUUU